Penicillium lagena is the source of this 2547-nucleotide messenger RNA. Its product is annotated as chloride channel protein. NCBI's taxonomy places the organism in Eukaryota, Fungi, Ascomycota, Eurotiomycetes, Eurotiales, Aspergillaceae. The record is from RefSeq and is a predicted model, not a curated record. The coding region runs from base 1 to 2547 and encodes 848 amino acids. The transcript has 7 exons. Gene Ontology annotation, biological process: chloride transport; transmembrane transport. Gene Ontology annotation, cellular component: Golgi apparatus; early endosome; membrane. Gene Ontology annotation, molecular function: voltage-gated chloride channel activity.
AUGUCAAUAGAAGAUCAGGGCUCCGGCAGCGACAAUCAGCCCUGGGCGGCGCAGCACACCGAGGACAGCCCCCUACCUCAACAACCUCCAGAAACGCAUCCGGCAGAUGGUCUACAUGAACCGAUCUCCUUCAAGCGAAAGCAACGACAUCAAUCCGGGUUCAGCCUCUCGAGUCUCUUCUCGAAUAACGCGGGUGAAUCGCAUGCGGGCUUUGGCUCCCCGGGGCCGCAAGGUGGACACAACGCAGAUGCAUCACCACCACCACCAGAAUCACAGAUUCCGGUUGGAACGAAUGGCAAUGCCAACGCAUCCAAAGAUGGCACCGGUCUCGACUGGUACGUGGAGGGCCCGGGACGGCGUGUAGGCUACGACGAUUUCACCGCCAUCGAUUGGAUCUACGAGUACACAAAAGAGCGUCAACGGAAACGGUUACUCUAUGCCAGUGGACAAGGCAUUAUGGGUCAUGCUCGUCGGCUGCUGGAGGCCAGCAAUGUAUGGUUUGUGUUGGUCGCAACUGGGCUUGCGGUCGGAAUCAUUGCCGCGGCGAUCGACAUUGCGACGGAUUGGCUAGGAGAUCUAAAGACCGGGUACUGCAAAAGCGGUCGGGGCGGAGGCAAAUUUUAUCUAAAUCGGAGUUUCUGCUGCUGGGGUCACGAUGAUCUGUCCAACUGUAUAGACUGGACACCCUGGGGGAAUGCUUUUGGCGACGACUCCACCGUGGGAGGUUUUGCUCUUGCAUAUUUCGUCUAUAUCGUGUUCUCGCUGUUAUUCGCUGUUUGUGCGUGUUUCCUCGUCCGCAACUAUGCCAUUUAUGCCCGGCACAGUGGAAUUCCCGAAAUCAAGACGGUACUUGGUGGAUUUGUGAUUCGGCAUUUCAUGGGUCCAUGGACUCUGGCUAUCAAGUCCCUUGGAUUGUGUCUUGCUGUCGCAUCUGGCUUGUGGCUGGGGAAAGAAGGCCCCCUGGUGCAUGUUGCAUGCUGCUGUGCCAAUAUCAUGAUGAAGCCUUUUGACGGUCUCAACAAUAAUGAAGCGCGAAAACGCGAGGUUCUUUCUGCGGCCGCUGCUGCUGGCAUAUCGGUCGCCUUUGGUGCUCCCAUCGGAGGAGUCCUUUUCAGCCUUGAACAACUGUCAUACUAUUUCCCUGACAAAACAAUGUGGCAAAGCUUUGUCUGUGCUAUGGUCGCAGCAGUCACGCUGCAGGCAGUCAACCCCUUCCGCACGGGCAAGAUUGUGCUCUAUCAAGUCUCAUACUCACGGGGAUGGCAUCGCUUUGAAAUCAUCCCGUUCAUUAUUCUUGGUAUCGUGGGUGGUCUUUACGGGGCGUUCCUGAUCCGUGUGAAUCUCAAAGUUGCCAGAUGGCGCCGAACCCGACCCGUUUCUUCUCCUGCCCAGCCCAUUGUCGAAGUCGCUGUGGUGGCCUUGUUGACAGCCUUUAACAACUUCCCGAACGUUUUCAUGAGGGCCCAGAAUUCUGAACUGGUUCAAGCGCUGUUCUCCGAGUGCAGCAGCGAUUACUACGAUCGGUUUGGGCUAUGCCAGUCUGGGUCAGACUCCGUCGGGGUUAUUGCGUUGUUGCUGUGGGCGGCUGCCCUGGGCUUUCUCCUUGCUACGGUGACAUUUGGCCUGGAAAUCCCUGCUGGCAUUAUUCUCUCCCCUCGGUUGCCAUUGGUGCUCUCUAUGGACGUGCCUUCGGGAUUGCCGGACGUUCCAUGCGUGACACCCGGCUUAUAUGCCAUCAUUGGGGCAGCGUCCGCUCUGGGCGGUGCAACGCGAAUGACACUGUCAAUAGUUGUUAUCAUGUUCGAGUUGACCGGCGCAUUGACGUAUGUGAUUCCGAUCAUGAUUGCAGUGAUGCUAUCCAAAUGGUGCGGUGACAUUUUUGGCAAGCGCGGUAUCUACGAGUCGUGGAUUCAGCUCAACGAAUACCCCUUCCUGGAUCACCGCGAUGAUACCGCUCCACCAGACGUAUGCGGUCACCGAGUCAUGACCGUCGUCGACGACAUCACCUGCAUCACUGCUACGGGUCACACCAUUGGGUCUCUUCGCAAUCUGCUUACCAACACUUCAUAUCGGGGAUUCCCUGUGGUGACUGAUUCGUCGAAGCCCGUCCUUCUUGGGUAUAUCACCCGCAAUGAGCUUUCGUAUGCCCUGAAAUGCUCUUCCUCUCCGAACAAUCCCAACCUAUCCGGCGAAACACAGGUCUUCUUCGUUCAUCAGCCGUUCGCCGAUCCCGUCGAGACCUUGGAUCUGCGGCCCUGGAUGGACCAGACCCCCAUCACGCUGAACAGCAACAUCAGCUUCCUGAUUGUGCUGCGGAUGUUCCAACGCUUGGGUCUGCGAUAUGUAAUCUUUGCCGACAAGGGCAUUCUCCAAGGAUUGAUGACGAAGAAAGACGUGUGGUCUGUGCUGAACGGAGUCGAGUUCCGUCGACAAGAAGCCAUGCGAGGGGGUGAGUUCGUGGAGAAUGGUGCGGCCGAGGAAGUCGGCUUGCUUCAUGGGGAAGACCGAAGCAGCCUUAGCAGUUCGUUGAGGCGAGAUUCGUUGUGA